AUGCGCACCCACGACGAAUUCACACAGGAUCUCGAACCGCUCGAGACGGACGCAUUCGCCAACGACCGCCGCAAGAAGGCGCGCACCACCCCGACCCCACGCCUCUGCUACGACUGGAUGAUCGUCUCGGGUAACUGCCACUACGCGCGCGACCGCGGCGCAUUCCGCACCUACCGGCCCGUGGCGCAGCUCAUCAAGAACAACAUCUUCAACCCGCAGCAGGAGCUGGCGGUGGCGGGCGUGGGCACCGUGGAGCUGCAGGUGUGCCGCACGAGCAAGGAUGGCGGCCGCAGCGUGCACACGAUCGUGCUGGAGGACGUGCUGCAUAUCCCCGAGGCGGUGUGCAAUGGGUUCAACCCGCUGCUGUACGGGAGCAGCAUGUCGUGUACGAUGGAGGUGUGGGAGGGGGCGGACCGGUAUGGCGAGCCCGUGUGGUUUGCGGUGCCGUUUGCUGGGGGGACGAGGCUGGUGCUUGCUGGGGAGCCGCGCGGGGAGUCGGAGUUGAUCCAGGGGAUGUAUUAUACGUUGAGCUUGUCGAUUACGCCGCAGGAGAGGAGGGAGAUCUUGGGGCGACGACUGAAUGAUAUCUUUGUUAUGUGUCUGAAGAACUCCGACUCCGAGGGUGAACUCGUGAACUCCGAUCGUCGCGAGUCUGACAGGGAUGUCUUUAUAUGA
Messenger RNA from Aspergillus clavatus NRRL 1, 675 nucleotides. RefSeq lists its product as uncharacterized. The transcript has 2 exons. Lineage: Eukaryota; Fungi; Ascomycota; Eurotiomycetes; Eurotiales; Aspergillaceae. The record is from RefSeq and is a predicted model, not a curated record. Bases 1 to 675 code for a protein of 224 amino acids.